Messenger RNA from Rhincodon typus (whale shark), 2109 nucleotides. RefSeq names its product coiled-coil serine-rich protein 1 (gene ccser1). NCBI's taxonomy places the organism in Eukaryota, Metazoa, Chordata, Chondrichthyes, Orectolobiformes, Rhincodontidae. The transcript has 7 exons. Bases 1 to 2109 code for a protein of 702 amino acids. The record is from RefSeq and is a predicted model, not a curated record.
AUGACACCAGGCCACACAGAGGUAUUAGGACUACCGCCCAAAAGCUUGGUCGAAGAAAUAUGUUUUAAGUAUGUCUUAAUAGCAGCGAGUAAGGUAGAGAGCCAGAAGGCUUUAGGGAGGGAAUUUGAGAGCUUUAGGGCCAUGGUUGACAUUACCCCAGUCGGUCUGACACAGUCGGUCCCCGGCCUCAGCAGACACGCUGCGCUGAUGGGGGACACAGGGUCACGGCGAUCCACGCUGGUCUCCAGGCUUCCGAUAUUCCGGCGCAGCACCUCGAAGCGGCGCGACUCCCUGCCGUCGUCGCCGUCCUCCGCGACUAACGGGGUGCACACCUCCUCGCCAUCCAGCACCAACUCGAGCUCGAGCAGCAUGGGGAAGCGUAGAAACAUCUUCCGCACCGCCUCCAUCGGCUUCCCCGGCAGGAAAGCCGCGGGGGAGCCUCGCGCUUCGACUCUGUGUAACGGUCAGGGCAACAGCCCCGGGGAGGAAGGCGCCAGGGCGAAGGGCCGCCACACGUUCGGCUUGAGCGUCGUCCCACGCGGCAAGAAGAUCACGCGGUCGGCCACGGAGGACUUCGAGAAGGGGAAAGAGCUCAACAAGAGCGUCUUCAUGAACUGCCUCAGCUCGGGGAGGUCCAGCGUGGACGAGGGUGACGAUUCCGGCUUUCCCGAUGACCGCCCGGCCAAGCAGCGCGGCAGGAAGCUGCUCCCCCGCUCCUUCUCCACGCACCACAAGCUGUCCAAACCCAGCGCCGCGCGCAGCCCGCCGGCCGAGCAGCCCGCCCACGUGAUGCUGCAGGCCGACGAGCUCGAGCCCAGGGGCCCUGCGCACGAGGAAUGCUCCAAGUACCUGCAGGUGGACAACACCGAGGGCUCCCUGCAUUCACCGCUCCUGUCCAGCGACAACACCACCAUCCUCACCCCUUCCGAGUUCGUGCCCGUCUCCGCAGACUCCGUCUCCGAGGCGGACAAGGAGCUGUUGGCCUGCCGUCCUGCCCCGACUCUGACUGAGCUCGACCCAGCCCUCCCUGCUACCCCCCUGAACUCACUCGGACCUGCUCCUACUCCUCACCUCUGCCCCUCCGAGGAUGGCCUUCCCCUCAGGGAGACUGCGCUGCUCUCUGAUGUGGAGCUCUCGACCCCUCACGCUGAAGAGUUUCCGCCCGGAUUCGACUGCCCGGGACUGAAGGGGAGCUGUGAAAGCGACGGCCGGCCAACCCAACCACCCGGAGCUGUCACUCAGAGCGUCCCUUAUGUCAAACACCAGCCGUCCUUCACACAAAACGGCCUGGAAGCGACAACACUCUCCACUGAGAAGGUGUAUGAGUUAGCCAUCACAAACUCCAUCCCCAUGAUUAAACCUCAUGAACACUGCCAGGGAACAUCUCAUUCCACAGUGACGGUGAACAGGGCGUUCAGUCCGCGCCAUGAGGAAAAGUGGGUGGAGAGGCGCCUGAGGUCAUCCUCUGAGGGCACGUCGGGACGGCGAUUGAGUCAUGGAGUCCGAGAUGGGCGAGUUGAAGAAUUGCAUAGUCUAAAGGGGCAAAGAGCAGGUUCGUCAUCGUCCAAGAUGAACAGCAUGGAUGUCCUGAAUAGAUUAGGAUCCUGUGACCUAGAUGAGGAUGACUUGAUGCUGGACUUGGAGUUCCUGGAGGAUCAACAUCGUCAGUGUGACAGGGAUACCACCAGACACAUUGUGUGCCGGGAAGACUCGAACCACUCCAUUAAAUCGUGUGUGGAGAUUCUACACGUACCCACUGAACUCAAGAUGAAGAUCGAAGGACCAAAGGUCCCAGAGACUCCGAAAGAACUUCCAUUUAUCCAGCCUUCAAAAGAAGGUGAGUUUUGUGAAUCUAGACCUCUUCGGUACAACCAUUGGCCGAGUGCUGCAUCUUCAGACUGGUCCCUUCUGAGGGAGGAUGAGCCUGGUGGUGGUCUGGAAGCCAUGUCCUUGAGGUUGAUGAUGCAGGACUGCACCGCAGUAAAGACAAUGCUUCUCAAACUGAAGAGGAUUCUCCAGGAGAGUGUGGAGAUGAGCCCUGCCAGCAGCACACAUUCGCUUCCUGUCAGUCCUAUCACUGAGAUGCCCAUUCCUUUUAAGGUAGGAUAA